Molecule: messenger RNA, 1194 nt
Organism: Effrenium voratum
Lineage: Eukaryota; Dinophyceae; Suessiales; Symbiodiniaceae
Source: the annotation of a GenBank genome assembly
AUGCGGGACAAUUUCGAUCUGGCCGUCAACCUUCUCAAGAUCGCAAUCGGCGACAGCGUCAUGGAGUAUACCUUUGCGACGGUGCCGCUCUUUACCUUCAUGGGACUGAUUGUCUCCAAGGCAGGGCUGGGAUCGGACAUAUACACCGUGAUGAACUCGGGGUUCAGGAAGGUCAAAGGCGGGAUCGGCAUGGCAACGGUCGGUGCCAACGCCGUGUUCGCCGCGGUGACGGGGUCUUCCAUCGCAUCUGCCUCGGUUUUCUCGAAGGUCUCCGUGCCGCAAAUGCUGGCCUUCGACUACAACCCGCGAUUUGCCGUCGGUGUUGUUGCCGGAUCCUCUGUCCUGGGGAUGAUCAUUCCGCCGUCAGCGAUGCUGAUCAUCUAUUCCUUUGUUGCGGAGCAGAGCGUCGGCGACAUGUUUCUGGCCGGGGUGAUACCCGGCAUCCUUCUGGCAAUUGCCUAUGUGGUCGCCAUCUUUUUGAUGGGACGGCUGACGCCCUCUUAUGUGGGUGGCCGUUCGGCGGAUGAGAUGGAAUGGAUGUCGCCGAUGGAAAUCGCCGACAAGACCCUUCCAACACUGGUGCUCAUUGUCGCCGUGCUUGGCGGAAUUUAUACCGGCUGGCUAACACCGGUCGAGGCUGGAGCCACAGGUUCCCUGCUGGGUCUGAUCAUUGCCGUAUUCAGAAAGAAACUCACCCUGAAAACGCUCUGGCAUGCUCUUCUUGAAACCGGCCACAUCACAGCAUCGAUCCUUUUCCUGAUCACUGCAGCGUCGAUCUACAGCCGGAUGCUGGGACUUGCAGGACUGCCCAAUGAACUGGGUGACUUGCUCACCGACACCAGGCUGACCUUCUUCUGGAUCAUGUUCAUCUAUGUGCUGUUGAUGAUCUUCCUCGGCACGAUACUGGAUACCGCCUCCAUCAUCCUGAUUGUCGUGCCGUUGUUCCUGCCGCUGGUCGAGCCCAUGGGACUGUCGCUCGUCUGGUUUGGCAUCGUCACGGUUGUCGGAGCCGAGAUAGGGCUUCUGACACCUCCGCUCGGCAUUUCCUGUUUCGUCAUCAAAGCGACUUUGAACGAUCCGCGCAUAUCGCUGAAGGAUGUAUUCAUCGGUGCGUUUCCAUUCGCGCUGGUGAUGCUGGUCGUUCUGAUCGCUCUCAUCCGCUGGCCGUCGCUCAGCCUGGCCAUCCUGAACUAA